This is a messenger RNA of Rhodofomes roseus, 1351 nucleotides long. Its product is annotated as BAR domain-containing family protein. Lineage: Eukaryota; Fungi; Basidiomycota; Agaricomycetes; Polyporales; Fomitopsidaceae. The record is from RefSeq and is a predicted model, not a curated record. The transcript is spliced from 6 exons. The coding region runs from base 139 to 1077 and encodes 312 amino acids.
CCCCGGUCACCAGGGCAGAGACGGUGCGGGCGACCUCGAACACCGCGUCUGUGCACUGAUUGAUUGCGGCCUCCUCACGAGUCCUCAGCAAGUGACAGUCUCCCUCCUCUCCUCUCCUCGACACACACUCUCGCCGCCAUGGACCAGUGGACAAAGCUCCAGGCUGGCUUCGCCGGCCUCAACAUCGGCCAGUCCGCCAACAAGUUCGCAAAGGGCUUCAACACCACCGUCCAGGCGACCAAGGAGCGCAUUGGCCAGGUGGCUCCAGACGACAUCACCGAACUCCCGCAAGAGUACAAGGACCUCGAGGCGCGGGUCGACAACCUCCGCCAUGUCCACUACACGCUCCUGAAAGUAACGAAGGUCUACGAGAGCGAGACGUACGACUACCCGACGCAGAUCCAGGAGUCCAUCUCCGACCUCGGCACGACCAUCGGCCAGGGGCUCACCAACUUCGCCGCACAGAACCUCAAGGGCACCGUGCCCGUGCCCGCGUCCCCGCCCGCGACACCGCCCACCGCCCAGCACAAGACCCUCCCGCACGCGAUCGGCCGCGCCGCGACGACCGCCGCGCAGACCCUCCAGACGAGCCCAGUCGCCGGCGAGGACAAGCUCCGCACCGCCCUCGGCGCGUACGCGGGCGCAUGGGAGAAGAUUGCCGACGCGCGUGUGCAGCAGGACCAGGUGAUCCGCGCCCAGUUCCUGCAGCCCUGGCAGACCACCCUCUCGACGAGCAUCGCCGUCGCGAUGAAGGCCCGCCAGGCCGUCCGUGGGAGCAGGCUCGAGCUCGAUUCUGCGAAGCAGGUGUUGAAAACCGCGGGCCCGUCGAGACAAGAGGCUGCCCGGCUGGAGGUCGAGAAUGCGGAGGACGACCUCGUGCAGAAGACGGAAGUCGCUAUCACGCUGAUGAAGGCGGUACUUGAUAACCCGGAGCCACUGAAGGACCUCCACGAGCUCGCCAAGGCGCAGCUCAUCUUCUACGCGACCGCCGCUGAGGCGCUAUCAACCGUCCAGGGCGAGCUCGAGGAGCUCAGCGUUGCCGCCGAGGGAGACUACAGGAAGUCGCGGGACCACUGAAUGAGAAACGAAAUGCGGAUGCCACGUUCACGAUAUUUAUACCUGACUGCCAUGUUGUCUCAUCUACCAGUCCCCUCUGUAUGCUGCGCUGACAGACAAUCUACUUUUCUGCUCCCUGUCUAAGAUGUGAGGCCUGUGAGGCGUCGGCAUGCCGGCGCACUGGCUCGCUGGCCUGGACUCCUGAUUUAGUAGCCCCCUUUAUCCGUCCUUUUAUGUGAUCUCAAUAUUCACAGCACUCAAUCGCUCAACGAUGAUCGACCAAGCUAUGUUUAGC